UAAAGUGCUAGUACCCCACGCUAACGUUGUGCUACUUUAGAACUGGGGGGGUGGCCGUCCGCAGCAACAUGCCUUUCCUCUUCCUGGGCUUUGCUUUGGGCGCCGUGGCCACCAACAGGCUGAGGACUUUCAUCAAUGGAGUAACGAGUCCAGCGCCGCCCACCGUUUGCGCAGGUGACGCGAGCGCCGACAAAAAGUGGGACAGCGUGGAGACGCGCAACCUCCACGACAAGAAGAACCCCCUGAAGAAGAUCUGCCGCUUUGCAAAUUACUGCAACAACUGCUGGAUGAACGCCACCCUGCAGGCCACACUUAACCUGAGCGUGGUGCAGGACAAGCUCCCCAAGCAGUUUCAAGAGUUUGUGACUCUACUUCCUGAGAUGCCCGCCUUUGUGUGCCUCUACUUGUCCGCCCUGGAAAACCCGGGCAUGUGUUUCACGUCGGCAGAGCUCUGCGUGGCGUUGGCGGAGCUCUGCGACUCCGUGCCUUCGCUGAUCUUGUACGAGACCAACGACUCCUUGGACUUGCUGAUGCCUCUGCUGUCCUGGUUCGACCAGUGUGGCAUCCAGACCACCAUCCAGGUGCGGGACGUCAGCAGGUGUCCUCAGUGCCACUUCACCACCUCGUCCACGUCCAACUUGGGCAGCAUCGUCAGUCUGCCAAAACCGCUCAACGGCGAGACGCUGAACUCUCUGAUCAGACGCGCCACGGGCGGGCGCCAAGGACGCUGCAAGGCAUGCGGUCACAAAACCGACAGGCGGCAGUUUUGGACACACCCGGACAUCUUGACCUUUUUUGUCAACCGAAUCGCCAGCGACGGCUUCGUCUGCCACGACCGUGUCUACUCGCCGGAGCAGUUGGAAAUGGACGUGGACGAAAACACCAAGCAGACUUACCGGCUGUCCUCUGUCAUUUGUCACGCCGGUAUGGACUACCACCCUGGACACUUCUGGUCCUACCUGUUUGUGGACGACAUCACCAUCGAGGCCAACGACACCUACCUGUCCUUCACAAACAAAGGUCCGCCCGAUAAAGUGUACAACAACGGUACCACCUAUCUCUAUGAAAUUUAGCUACGUCUCAUUGGCUUUCGUCAAGUCGAUUCAGGUGCGAACGUAGAACAGUUUGUUAGGUUCAGUGUCCAGAUAGCAACUGCUGUCGUCAGAACGUGUCUAGUCAACCUAACUCCAAGCAAAACGAGAGCAGUGUAAGACCGCGAGGGGCCUGAAACCAGUCAGCUAUUACUUUUAUGUUACUUUUUCGUCUGCCACAACCGUGUCUACUCGCCGGAGCAGCUGGAAAUGGACGUGGACGAACACACCAAGCAGACUUACCGGCUCUUCUCUGUCAUUUGUCACGCCGGUAUGGACUACCACCCUGGACACUUCUGCUCCUACCUGUUUGUGGACGACAUCACCAUCGAGGCCAACGACACCUACCUGUCCUUCACCAGCAAGGGUCCGCCCGAUAAAGUGUACAACAACGGUACCACCUAUCUCUAUGAAAUUUAGCUACGGCUCAUUGGCUUUUGUCAAGUCGAUUCAGGUGCGAACGUAGAAUGGUUUGUUUACUUCAGUGUCCAGAUAGCAACUGCUGUCGUCAGUACGUGUCUAGUCAACCUGACUCCAAGCAAAACGAGAGCAGUGUAAGACCGCGAGGGGCCUGAAACCAGUCAGCUAAUACUUUUAUGUUACUUUUUCGUCUGCCACGACCAUGUCUACUCGCCGGAGCAGCUGGAAAUGGACGUGGACGAACACACCAAGCAGACUUACCGGCUCUUCUCUGUCAUUUGUCACGCCGGUAUGGACUACCACCCUGGACACUUCUGGUCCUACCUGUUUGUGGACGACAUCACCAUCGAGGCCAACGACACCUACCUGUCCUUCACCAGCAAGGGUCCGCCCGAUAAAGUGUACAACAACGGUACCACCUAUCUCUAUGAAAUUUAGCUACGGCUCAUUGGCUUUUGUCAAGUCGAUUCAGGUGCGAACGUAGAAUGGUUUGUUUACUUCAGUGUCCAGAUAGCAACUGCUGUCGUCAGUACGUGUCUAGUCAACCUGACUCCAAGCAAAACGAGAGCAGUUUAAGACCGCAAGGGCCUGAAACCAGUCAGCUAUUACUUUUAUGUUACUUUUUCGUCUGCCACGACUGUGUCUACUCGCCGGAGCAGCUAGAAAUGGAUGUGGACGAACACACCAAGCAGACUUACCGGCUCUUCUCCGUCAUUUGUCACGCCGGUAUGGACUACCACCCCGGACACUUCUGGUCCUACCUGUUUGUGGACAACAUCACCAUCUAGUUCAAUGACACGUACCUGUCCUUCACCAGCAAGGGUCCGCCCAAUAAAGUGUACAACAACGGUACCACCUAUCUCAAUGAAAUUUAGCUACGUCUCAUUGGCUUUCGUCAAGUCGAUUCAGGUGCGGACGUAGAACGGUUUGGUUCAGUGUCCAGAUAGCAAGACUGCUGUCGACAGAACGUGUCUAGUCAACCCAACUCCAAGUAAAACGAGAGCAGUGUAAGACUGCAAGGGGCCUGAAACCAGUCAGUUAUUACUUUUGUAUUAUUCUUUAAUCACAUUUAUAUUUCUCACUAGAUUUCCUGGAGAAAUGUUUAAUGUUUUAAAAGCUCAACUGAAAUAUGGAUGACGUUAGAACACGUAAUCUACAUAUCAAACAUGGCAAGGGAAAAUAUAAACUAGGGCUGUCAAACGGUUAAAAUAUUUGAAUGCGAUUAAUCACAUUUUGUGCAUAGAUAUCUUAAAAUUAAAUCACGUUAGAUAUAAUUUUUCAUCUUAAGUGUGACCUCGACAGAUAAUCAAGUUUUUAGUACCAGUCCAAGACUGAACAAUUAGUUUGUUUUAAUGAGAUGUUUUGUUUUAUUUAAUUAUGAUUUUCUAAACAAACAAAAAAACCUGCAAUGCAUUGAUGUCUUGCCAAAUUUUGUAUGGUACCAAUAUGGGAUUUGUAUUACUGCUAUAGGAGCACUUGCAUUCAGAGGAGGAGCUACGCCAUAUUUAGCAGUUUCACACAAAAAUGACACAAAAUGUGGAUUGAUAUGAUCAUGCUUUGAUUGUCAAAGAUGUUUGGUAAUGUUAUUUGUGAUAUUUCUACGUCAAUAAAUGCUUCUGAUAUUCUGUGCAUUACAUGUUGUACAAGUUAAGUGUAUUCAUAUAUAUGCAUAACAAUGUUUUAACCUCUAUUAAUGAAAUGUGAUAUUCAGUCGGCAAAACAUACUGUAAUUGCAGACUAUCAAUCAGAACAGGUUAUACAAGAAUAUACACUUUAUUUCAAUCUGCCAGAAAACAUAUAGGUGGAAUUAUCACAGAUUACAUUGCAAAACAUGAUCGUAAUGUAAGACAUUUUUCAUUAUGUUUCUGUAGUUAGACAGGAUGUGAUGCGUAGCGCUAUUAUUUUGAAGCCACAAGUGUGGGGUUGGUUUGAGA
Messenger RNA from Nerophis lumbriciformis (worm pipefish), 3445 nucleotides. RefSeq lists its product as uncharacterized. Gene Ontology annotation, biological process: protein deubiquitination. NCBI's taxonomy places the organism in Eukaryota, Metazoa, Chordata, Actinopteri, Syngnathiformes, Syngnathidae. The record is from RefSeq and is a predicted model, not a curated record. Gene Ontology annotation, molecular function: cysteine-type deubiquitinase activity. Gene Ontology annotation, cellular component: cytosol; nucleus.